GAAAGGUUACUUUUCCCUGAAAAUUAGUGACCAGCAGUUCUUCUCUGAGCCACAGCUGAUCAACAUACAAGCAUUUUCAACACAGGCCCCCUAUGUGCUGAGGAAUGAGGCUCUCCAUAUUAGCAGAGGAGAGAGGGGAACCAUCACCACUCAGCUGCUUGACAUCCGAGAUGACGACAACCCACAGGAUGUGGUGGUCCAAGUGCUCGAUCCUCCACUUCAUGGCCAGUUGCUCCAAACACUUCAGUCGCCUGCAGCCCCUAGCUAUCAAUUCCGGCUGGAUGAGCUCUCCAGGGGCCUUCUCCAGUAUGCUCACGACGGCUCGGAUAGCACUUCUGAUGUCACAGUCUUGCAGGCCAAUGAUGGACACUCCUUCCAAAAUAUACUGUUCCGUGUGAGGACUGUGCCCAAGAAUGAUAGAGGUCUUCGACUUGUGGCUAAUUCAAUGGUGUGGGUUCCAGAAGGCGGGAUGCUGCAGAUUACCAACAGAAUCUUACAGGCUGAAGCUCCAGGUGCCAGAGCCUCAGAAAUCAUCUACAAAAUUACACAGGACCACCCCCAAUUUGGGGAGGUGGUCCUUGUGUUUAAUAUGCCUGCAGACGGCCCCGCAGACGAAGGGCAGCACCUUCCUGAUGGGAGGACAGCAACUCCCACCAGCACGUUCACCCAGCAAGACAUCAACGAAGGCAUCGUGUGGUACAGGCACUCAGGGGUCCCAGCCCAGAGUGACUCCUUCCGCUUUCAGGUGUCCAGUGCCACGGAGGCUCACGCCCAUCUGGAGAGCCGCAUGUUCAACGUUGCCAUCUUACCCCAGACUCCGGAAGCACCCAAACGCUCUCCAGGAGCAUCUCUCCACAUGACCGCUCGGGAGGACGGCCUGACUGUGAUUCAGCCUCAUUCUCUCUCCUUUGUAAACUCUGAGAGACCAAGUGGAAAGAUAAUAUAUAAUAUCACUCUACCUUUGCAUCCAAGUCAAGGCAUCAUCGAACACAGGGACCAGCCUCACUCUCCCAUCCGGUAUUUCACCCAAGAAGACAUUAACCAGGGUAAAAUCAUGUACCGUCCCCCCACUGCAGCCCCCCACCUCCAGGAGAUCAUGGCCUUCUCCUUUGCUGGUCUCCCAGACUCAGUGAAAUUCCACUUCACAGUUUCAGAUGGAGGGCACACAAGUCCAGAGAUGGCCCUCACCAUUCACUUACUUCGCAUUGAUCGGCACCCGCCAGUGUUCCAGGUUACAGCUCCACUGCUUAAAGUCAGCCCAGGAGGCAGCACUUCUAUAGGACUUCAGUUGGUAGUAAGAGACAUGGAGACAGUGCCUGAAGAACUCCUCUUUGAGCUCCGGAAACCUCCCCAGCAUGGCAUGCUCCUUAAGUACACAGCUGGGUUCCCAGGGCCCAUGGCCUCAGGUGACACUUUCACAUAUGAGGAUGUAGAGGAAAAUGUUCUGCAGUAUCUACACGAUGGAUCCUCUGCCCGGGAGGACAGCAUGGAGAUCUCAGUUACAGACGGCAUCUCAGCAGCAACGGUGGAUGUGAGGGUGGAGGUGUCACUGUCCGAGGCCCGGGGGCCUCGGCUGGCUGCUGGCGCCUCUCUGAGCAUCACCGUUGCCAGUAAAAGCACAGCUAUAAUCACUAGAUCACAUCUUGCUUACGUUGAUGAUUCUUCCCCCGACCCAGAGAUCUGGAUUCAGUUAAGUUCUCUGCCUGUGUAUGGUGCUCUCUUAAGAACCUCAGGACCUGAGGUGGAAGAACUCUCAGAGGUUUCCAAUUUCACAAUGGAAGACAUCAACAACAAGAAAAUUAGGUACUCAGCUGCAUUUGAGACCGGUGGUCAUGUGGUUACUGACAGCUUCCACUUCUCUGUCUCUGAUUUGGACCACAACCGCCUGGACAAUCAGAGGUUUACCAUCAUGAUCACUCCCGUCAAGGAUCCACCCCAAGUCAUUGCUUUUGCUGACCUUAUCACCGUUGACGAGGGAGGGAGAGCCCCGCUCUCAUUUCACCAUUUCUUUGCUGCUGAUGAUCAGGACAGCCUCCAGGGUGACACCAUCAUUAAACUAAGUGCCCUGCCCAAGUACGGCUGCAUCGAGAACACGGGAACAGGUGAUCGAUUUGGCCCUGGAACUACCAGUGACCUAGAAGCAUCAUUCCCUAUUCAAGAUGUCCUGGAAAACUACAUUUACUACUUUCAGAGUGUUCAUGAAAGCAUUGAGCCAACCCAUGAUAUUUUCAGUUUUUAUGUAAGUGAUGGAAACAGUCGAUCAGAAAUCCACAGCAUCAACAUCACCAUCGAGAGGAAGAAUGACGAGCCUCCCAGGAUGACCUUGCGGCCCCUUGGCGUGCGGCUGAGCUCGGGAGUGGUGAUAAGCAAUUCUUCUUUGAGCCUGCAGGACCUGGACACUCCAGAUAAUGAGCUGAUUUUUGUAUUGACAAAAAAGCCUGGCCAUG
Molecule: messenger RNA, 2447 nt
Organism: Eubalaena glacialis (North Atlantic right whale)
Lineage: Eukaryota; Metazoa; Chordata; Mammalia; Artiodactyla; Balaenidae
Product: extracellular matrix organizing protein FRAS1-like
Exons: 16
Source: RefSeq, a predicted model, not a curated record